Messenger RNA from Eptesicus fuscus (big brown bat), 1062 nucleotides. RefSeq names its product keratin associated like protein 29-1 (gene KRTAP29-1). The record is from RefSeq and is a predicted model, not a curated record. The coding region runs from base 1 to 1062 and encodes 353 amino acids. Lineage: Eukaryota; Metazoa; Chordata; Mammalia; Chiroptera; Vespertilionidae. Gene Ontology annotation, cellular component: keratin filament. The transcript has a single exon.
AUGGGGGACGGCUGUUGUCCUGGAAACGCCGCGGCCAUUCCAGCGGUGACCCCCAUCUCCAUGUGCCCAAAGGGUGGCAGCUUCCGAAAUGGCAUCCUUCUGCCUAGCUUCUGCCAGAGCAGAACCUGGCAACUGGUCCCAUGCCAAGGACACUGUCAGCCAUCCGGCAGGGUCCCAGGAGGCUGUGAACCUGCUCCCUGCCACCAUACCUGCCUUCCAGCAACUUCCUGUGUGGGCUUUGUUUGCCAACCCAUUUGCUCCUGCUCAGCCUGCUACGAAUCCAGCACCGGUCAGGCUCCUCGUCUGGUUAGCUCCUGCCAGCCCUCCUGCUCAGAACCCACCGGCGGCCGGGAAAAGUGCUGCGAAGCCAGCCCCCGUCAGCAAAGCUCCUGCCAGGGACCUGUCUUCGUGUCCGGAUCGCGCCAGGCAGCUUGUGACCAAUCAGUCUGCCGUGACACUAGGGCCUGCCAGCCAUCCUGCUCUGAGGUGACUCCCUGUCCUGAAACAUCGUGCCCACCAACUGCCCGUGCAGCUACUCCAUGCCAGCCAACUUGCUGCCAAGCAGGUUCAUGCCACCCCAUGAGUGGAGAAGGUCAGCCCUGCAGAUCAACUUAUUACCAGCCCAUGUGCUACGUUUUCAAGACUUGCCAGUCAGUUCCCUGCAUGCCUGCUCCCUGCCAGCCAUUGCCUUGCGUGUUCGGUUCUUGCAAUCCUGCUUGCUGUGUGACCGCCCCUUGCCAGCCACUGCCCUGCCAAGCAGCUCCUUCCAUACCCUUCAUCUGCCGGCCCUCUUGCACUGUGAACUCUUGCACACCAGCAUCCCGUGGCACCAGGCCUUCUGGCCAACCAACUUGUGGCGGACCCACUUCCUGCAGCCAAGGUGGCUGCAAAUCCCCUUCCCGCCAGCCCGUCUGCUGCGUGACAGGUUUAGGCAAAUUGUCCAGUGGUGACUCCAAUUGCUUCCAGCCAACUCCUCCACGCCCCUGCAGAGCCAGCCCCUGCUUGCCGACUUCCUGUCAACCCGGCCUCGGGUCCAGCUCCUGUAAGGCAACGCUUGGUUGA